GGCGUGUCCCUGUUUGGCGAAGGAGAACAGUGCGAUAUAAUCGUGUAGACCAGUCAGCGAUGCGGCACAACCUGAGGGCUCCGGUGCAGGUGACAGAGAGAGUAGAAAUGGACACUUGAGGAGAAAUAGACGCGGCGAAGAGAAAAUGGGCUUUUUUUUUUUUUUUCUUUUUGAUAAAGCAUCCCCGGUCAGGCUGAAAUGGAGGAAGCAGGAAUGGGAAAGUUUGCCGCGACCUCACAUUAGCUCGUUUUUAGCAGCAAAACCCUAAAACGCCGUCACUUUUAGCUGAGACCAGCAGAUUCUCACCGCCAGCCCCUCGGCUCACCCUCUCGGCUUUUCCCCAGCCUGUAGCGGCGGCCGGCGCUCCCCCUCCCCAGCCGGGAGCCGCCGCGGGACGGGACGGGACGGGGCGGGAGCGGCAGAGAGAGGGAGGGAGAGAGGCGGCCCGCGGGGCAGCUUCCUCCCGCUCUCCCUUCCUCGUCCGGCGGCCGCAAGGAGCGGACCAUGGCCCGCAGCCGCCGCCGGGAAGGCUCCGCGCCAGGCACGGCCCCGCCGCCAGGUCCCCCCGGGGGCACCGGGCCCUGGGCUCGGGGUUAGAGCCUCGCCCGGCGGGGCGCGGGGCCAUGGGCACGGCGUCGUCCCUGGUGAGCCCGGCGGGCGCGGUCGGGGAGGUGAUCGAGGACACGUACGGUGGCGGCGGCGGCGAGGCCUGCGAGAUCCCGGUGGAGGUGAAGCCCAAGGCGCGGCUGCUGCGCGGGUCCCUGCGGCGCGUCGGCGGCUCCCGGCCCGGCGGCCUCAUCGGGGCCAGCUUCAAGUCGACGGCCUCGGUGCAGGAGCUGGAGUGCGUGGCCGAGUACGAGCGCCUAAGGAAGGAGUACGAGAUCUUCCGCGUCAGCAAGAACAACGAGGUGGCCUCCAUGGUGAAGAAGGAGGCCAAGCUGGACAGGGAGAACAAGCGGCUGCGCGCCGAGCUGCAGGCACUUCAGAAAACAUACCAGAAAAUACUUAGAGAGAAAGAAAGUGCAUUGGAAGCUAAAUACCAAGCCAUGGAGAGAGCUGCUACUUUUGAACAUGAUCGAGACAAGGUCAAAAGGCAAUUCAAGAUUUUUAGAGAAACUAAAGAAAAUGAGAUUCAGGACUUACUGAGGGCCAAACGAGAGCUAGAAGCAAAACUCCAGAGACUGCAGGCCCAGGGAAUCCAAGUGUUUGAUCCUGAAGAGUCUGAUUCUGAUGAUAAUUGUACAGAUGUUACAGCUGCUGGGGCACAAUCUGAAUACUGGAAUGGAGGAGUGUUGGGAAGUGAGCCAUCCAUGGGUAGUAUGAUGCAACUUCAGCAGUCUUUCAGAGGGCCUGAAUUUGCACAUAGCUCCAUAGAUGUCGAGGGGCCAUUUGCAAAUAUAAACAGAGAUGAUUGGGAUGCUGCUGUUGCCAGUUUAUUGCAGGUUACUCCUCUGUUUUCCCACUCUCUUUGGAGUAACACAGUGAGAUGUUAUAUUAUCAGUACUGAUGAGACUCAGCCAGAAGUGAGCAUCUUCAUUAGAAACUACUCCCCAAAACUUCAGAGAGUCUGUGAAACAAUGGGGUACUUCUUUCAAGUUGUUAAUUUUUCAACAGAGAAUGAAAGGCCUCUUCAGGAUGUAAGAAAAUGGGAAAUUGAAAAAAGUUCAUUAGUAAUUUUGCUUCUGCAUUUAACUUUGCCAAGUUGUUUGUUGGAGGACUGUGAAGAAGCCUUCUUGAGAAAUCCAGAAGAAAAACCUCGGUUAAUUUACCACAGAAGGGAGGAUGGCAAAGUCAGUUCAGUCUCAGUGCAACAGUUAAUUGAGCAAAUUUCUUGCAUGAACAAAGCAAAGAUGAUUGACCAUGUUGGAGGUAUGGAGGAAGGAGCAUAUGAAAUCUAUAACUGUGUGGAAAAAAUAAUUAAACAGGAUAUACUGGGGUGUGAAAUGACAGACCUAGAAGGCAAGGAUUUGGGUAAUAAGGAAGACUCCUCUUCUCCUGAAGAAGAAGUUUUUGGUGAUGUAUUGUGGGAUGCACAUGAUGAACAAGAACAGAUGGAAGCCUUUCAGCAGGCCUCUAAUUCAACAUGUGAGCUGGGAUUUGAGAAAUAUUUUGAACGUCUGAAUGACCUAGUAGCAGCACCAGCACCAAUUCCACCAUUGCUUGUAUCAGGAGGACCAGGCUCUGGGAAAUCUCUUCUUCUGUCUAAAUGGAUUCAAUUACAGCAGAAGCAUUCACCAAGCACACUAAUUCUUUACCACUUUGUUGGGAGGCCCUUGUCUACUAGUUCAGAAUCUGCACUGAUAAUUAAGCGCCUUACUCUGAAGCUUAUGCAGCACUCUUGGUUAGUAUCACCUCUGACUUUCGAUCCAGCUAAACUUCUGGAAGAGUUUCCCCGUUGGCUGGAAAAGCUUUCUGCACGCCAUCAAGGCAGCAUUAUUAUAAUUAUUGACUCUAUUGACCAAAUACAGCAAGCUGAGAAGCAUAUGAAGUGGUUGAUAGAUCCACUGCCAGUGAACGUGAGAGUGAUUGUAUCAGUGAAUGUAGAAACGUGUCCACAGGCGUGGAGGUUAUGGCCCACUCUUCAUCUUGAUCCCCUCAAUUCCAAAGAUGUUAAAUCUCUCAUUAGUGCAGAAUGUAACUCUGCAAAUGUUAAAUUGACUAAAGAGCAGGAGAAGAAGCUUGAGAGACAUUGUCGUUCCGCCACAACUUGCAAUGCCUUGUAUGUCACUCUCUUGGGGAAAACCAUUGCUUGUGUUGGAAAAACAGGAAAUAUUGAUGAGAUUCUUCAGCAGUGUUGCCAGUGUCAAGACACAGUGUCACUGUACAGGCUUGUUCUGAGAUCAAUUCAGGAAUCAUUGCAGAGUGAUAAAGAGAAAGAUCUUUUGAGAGAGAUACUGUGUGUCAUUGGUGUCAGCCACAAUGGGGUGAGUGAGUCAGAGCUGAUGGAGCUUUAUCCUGAGCUGACUUCUGUAGUGCUGGCCUCACUUCUUCAUAGCCUGCACAAAAUGUGUCUGCUGACAUAUGGCUGUGGUUUGCUGAAGUUCCAACAUCUCCAGGCUUGGGAGAUGGUAAAACUAGAGUAUAUGGAAGCAGGUGAAAAUGUUAUUUCUGCCUAUAGACAAAAACUAGUGGAAUAUUUCACCAUGCAGUUAAGUCAAGACCGAGUGACUUGGAGAAGUGCAGAUGAACUUCCCUGGCUCUUCCAACAGCAGGGAGAUAAGCAAAAGCUACACAAGUGUCUUUUGAAUCUCUUUGUGUCCCAAAAUCUUUACAAAAGGGGACAUUUUGCAGAACUGCUGAGUUACUGGCAGCUGGUUGGGAAAGAUAAGAGCUCUAUGGCAGCUGAGUAUUUUGACUCCCUGAAAGAAUAUGAAAAAAGCAGUGAGGGAGAGGAAAGUAUGAUCUGCCUGGCUGAUCUUUAUGAGACCCUGGGACGGUUUCUUAAGGACCUAGGUCUUCUCAGUCAGGCUGUAGCUCCUCUGCAGCGCUCUCUGGAGAUUCGAGAGACUGCACUGGAUCCAGACCACCCCAGGGUGGCACAGUCACUCCACCAGCUGGCAGGAGUGUAUGUUCAGUGGAAGAAGUUUGGAAAUGCUGAACAGCUGUAUAAGCAGGCAUUGGAAAUCUCUGAAAACGCCUAUGGAGCUGAACAUCCUCGGGUGGCCCGUGAACUUGAUGCACUUGCAACCUUGUACCAAAAGCAGAACAAAUACGAACAAGCUGAGCAACUGAGGAAAAAGUCCUUCAAAAUACGCCAAAAAGCAGCAAGGCAGAAAGGCAGUCUGUGUGGCUUUGCUCUCCUGCGUCAAAGAGCCCUGCAAUUGGAAGAGCUCACGUUAGGCAAGGAUACAUCAGAUAAUGCUCGAACCCUAAAUGAGCUUGGAGUCCUCUACUACCUGCAGAAUAAUCUUGAGACAGCAGAGCUUUUCCUGAAGCGCUCAUUGGAAAUGCGGGAGCGAGUCCUGGGAUCUGAUCACCCAGACUGCGCACAGUCUCUGAACAACCUGGCAGCCCUGUACAAUGAGAAGAAGCACUAUGACAAGGCUGAGGAGCUCUAUGAGAAAGCUUUGGACAUCAGGAAGAGAGCCUUAGCUCCAGAUCAUCCCUCCUUGGCUUACACUGUGAAACACCUGGCAGUGCUGUACAAAAAGAUGGGAAAGCUUGACAAGGCUGUUCCUCUGUAUGAGCUUGCAGUUGAAAUUCGACAGAAGUCGUUUGGCCCAAAACACCCGAGUGUAGCAACUGCUCUGGUAAACCUGGCUGUCCUUUACUGUCAGAUGAAAAAACAGAUUGAAGCUUUGCCCCUCUAUGAACGCGCACUAAAGAUUUAUGAAGACAGCUUUGGCCAAAUGCAUCCUCGCGUGGGGGAAACAUUGAAAAACUUGGCUGUGCUAAGCUAUGAAAGGGGAGACUUUGAGAAGGCAGCUGAACUUUACAAGAGAGCUAUGGAAAUAAAAGAAGCAGAGACUUUGUUGAUAGGUGGAAAAGCAACUUCUCGACACUCAUCAAGUGGAGACACAUUCAGCUUAAAAAGUGCAUUAUCACCAAAUGCUUUGCUGGAACAUGGACAAAGGUGAUACAAACCUGCUCCAAGAAAAGGCAGUCUCUAUAUUCAAGUAGACAGAAAAUUACUAAGACAAAUCCAUUUUUCCAAGGAUUAUGUACUGUUUUGGGACUGACACCUGUCUUCAUGAAUUCUGCCUUAACUAUGCAGACUGUAUGGUACAAAGUGAGCUUCUUUCAUUGUUCAUAGGUACACAUGUUAGUCACUAGCUCAAGUUGUAGCUAAUACCAAAACCAUGGACUUGAUGCCUCCUAGCCUAAGUGCCAGGACUAUAACAAAUUAAGCUGAACCACUUGUAUAAACUCUAAGAGGCAUUUCUUACUUCUUAUUUCUUACUUCUUACUUCUUGUAAAAAGGCAGGAAGGAUUGAUGAUACAAAAAUACACAAAUUCUCUAAGCCAUGCUGUUACAACACCUUUUUACAAGCCUUUAAAGUUGUUUCUGAAGAAAUAGUAAUUUUGAAAAAACUUUGAAAAUACUGUUUAACCUCAAGUUUUACCUGCAAGGUUAUUUCAGCUUAAGCAAACUUUCAUUCAAGGGAGUUGUGCAAAAUUAAGUGGUUUCCUUGGGAAACUAGGGUAUCUAAAUAUGUCAUGGUCAUCUACAGUUAAAGCUGUUGAAGGAUCCACUCUGUUCAAUAAAAAUACUUCCAGUGAGGAAUCAGAAUGAAGAUGAUUAUGGCCAGAUUUCCUGUUCUUAAACCUUUAGCAGUACACCUACUGUUUAGUCUUACUGAAUCCCUUAAAAUACAAGAAUGUUUGUAUUAGCUGGGAAAACCUAGUGAUGCAAAGUAGAUUGCCAUCAGAUAAAGAAAUAUUAAUCAAAUCUACCUGCCUGUUGUAUUUCUUAAUACCUGAGUCAUUGGAAGAAUCAGUCUGAGUUCUACUUUCAUUCACUCCAUAAAUGUAUGCAUCAAUUUAAAUACAUACUAAAAAAAAUACUUUUUUAUAAAAUCAGAAAUGUAAGUGGGAAAUUAUUUGAAACCCUCCUAUAACAUUUCAGAGGCAACUAAUGCUAAUUUGAUCCAGUUUCAAAAAUGCAAAUGGCCUUCACUUCCAAGGAGUACUUGCCUUCCAAGUGUUUUUUCUCUUUUACGGUGCAAUUAAAUACUACUAAUUUCAGCCCUUGUUCUGAUUAGGAGGAAUUUAGUAUUUUGGUAAUGCAGUAACUUGGCAAAAGUAAAGGUAUAUAAAACUGACAGCACAAAUAUUAAACCCAGAUUUGAUUUUUAAGGUUAAGGCUUUGUUGAAAACAAAAAUCAAAAAUAGUUAUUGAAGGUGUUACGAUAGACCACUAAGAGUUGACACUUCGGAACAGCUCUCUGGAUAUUUUUCUCUUAUUCAGAAAAUGGGUUUGUAAACAAAGCAAGGGUUUACCACUCUAUUUCAGCCACCUUAAAAAGUUUUGAAAACUAGAAAGUUCUUUGCAGGAUUGUCGUCAACUGAGAAGAGGGGCAAAAGGAAAGAAAGACAAAUACACAUGCAAAAAAUCCCAAACAAAAAUACCCAACCCCCCUCCCCUCCAAAACCUCAACCUACUCAGCUUGUGUGUGUUUAUGUUGCCUGAUGUUCUUAGACCUGGUAAUUCUCUCCUAUAAAGAAUUACCAGACGUCUGGUCUAGCUUGUCCUGUCUAUUCUGAUUUUAACAUGGCGGUACAGCGGUACAUCUUCCUCUCCUAAACACUUGCACUUAUUGUAGCUAGUUUAAAUAAGAAGUUACUUUCUAGACCCUCAAUGUUAAUGUUGCUGAACUGUUACUCUUCUACCCUUGAGCAAGUUCUCACCAACUUCCUCAUAGGUUUUAGGGUUGGUUUUGGAAUAAGAAAAAAAUUAAAAUAAAAAAUUAGUCCCUCAAAAGCAGCAGAUCCCAACCAUCCAUUGUCCUUUAGUAAAGAGGGUGAGGAAUCCAUGUGCCUACCCUGUGAACCCAAAGAAAGCUCACGAGACAGCUUCCAUGGAGCUGUACCUCAUGGACAGCAGGAAAAGUCAUUGCUAUAUAUGGGAUAUGCCAGAUAAUACUUCUGUGUAGAAGUCCACCUCAAGCAGAGGGUCACCAGUUUCAAUGGAGAUUUAAUUGUACUGUCAGAAUAUCAACAUCUUAAUAACGGUCAUGAGACACUGUAAAAACUGAACAUUUUUAUAAGAUUGACAAAUGAACUUUUAUACUUUUAUUUUUCUGCCAAAUAAACUUUUAUAAGAUUGCCAAAUAAACAAAGCUGGACUUAA
Onychostruthus taczanowskii (white-rumped snowfinch) is the source of this 6790-nucleotide messenger RNA. RefSeq names its product nephrocystin 3 (gene NPHP3). The record is from RefSeq and is a predicted model, not a curated record. Gene Ontology annotation, molecular function: protein binding. Lineage: Eukaryota; Metazoa; Chordata; Aves; Passeriformes; Passeridae. The coding region runs from base 624 to 4577 and encodes 1317 amino acids. Gene Ontology annotation, biological process: kidney development; convergent extension; determination of left/right symmetry. The transcript is spliced from 27 exons.